Molecule: messenger RNA, 2226 nt
Organism: Odontomachus brunneus
Lineage: Eukaryota; Metazoa; Arthropoda; Insecta; Hymenoptera; Formicidae
Gene: Patsas
Product: probable protein S-acyltransferase 23
Exons: 9
Coding region: 382-2040 (552 amino acids)
Biological process (GO): protein palmitoylation
Cellular component (GO): Golgi membrane
Molecular function (GO): protein binding; palmitoyltransferase activity
Source: RefSeq, a predicted model, not a curated record
AUUCGAAUGCGCAACGCCUGUGCGACCGUGAUUGUCGACGGUGUUCUCAGAAAUGCGGACGUCGCUCGUCGCGUGAAGGAGGGACACUCGUCGACAUAAGCACCGACAGCGGGAAUCUACCGCCUUUGGAGCUUUCAGGUCUGGAGGGAAAGCUGUGCCGUCAAGUGAGGCUCGGAAGACAUGGUUGGGCCCAAUGUUUCCUUGUGACUAACCGUCCCGGAGGGUGGAACGAUCGCCACACAGGGUGCAUCCUUCAGAACGCCUUCCGAACACGAGCGUACAAAUACCGAACUCGCGACGCUGUGCAAGGUGUAUCCUGUGAGCCCUGUGGCAGGGCCUGGUGCGGCACGAUCCGUAUGGGAGCUAAGUCCCGAUCCCGACAUGGUCGGGCAUCUACCGAACAAUCUGAUAUCCAGCGCGAGCCAUCAGAAUCAUCAUGGCUCGGACAAAACUGCACGACAGAGAAGCCGUCCUGAUGACAACAUCUACGCCGACGAGACCACGCCCGGCCAAAGUCCUACCGACGAGACCAAACAGAUCUUCGAGCUGCUCAGAGCCGGCGAGAUUGAGGCGGUCGAGGAACUGGUGGAGAAGAACGGCUUAAGCGUGCUCAGCGCGAGGGAUGAAUGGGGAUACACACCUGCCCAUUGGGCCGCUUUGGAUGGCAAUAUUGAAGUCAUGAGAUACUUAAUAGAGCGCAGCGGGCCCGUCGAUCUGCCGUGCCUCGGCACGCAAGGACCUAGACCGAUACAUUGGGCUUGUCGGAAAGGUCAUAGUGCAAUAGUACAAUUAUUAUUAAAGGCGGGAGUCGCCGUCAACGCAGCCGACUUCAAGGGCCUGACGCCUUUGAUGACCGCCUGCAUGUUCGGCAAGUUCGCGACCGCUGCCUUUUUGCUAGGAUCUGGCGCGUUAGGGCACUUGACUGAUAUAAACGGCGACACCGCGUUGCACUGGGCUGCGUACAAGGGCCACGCCGAAUUGAUCAAACUGCUGAUGUACAGCGGCGUGGAUCUGCAGAAACCCGAUUAUUUCGGCUCGACACCGCUCCAUUUGGCUUGUCUGUCCGGGAAUAUCAGCUGCGUCCGAAUUCUCUGUGAAAAGAGCAAGAUCGAGUUGGAGCCGCGCGACAAAAACGGCAAGACGCCGCUGCAGUUGGCCAAGAGUCAUCGUCACUCGGAGAUCGUACGGAUUCUGCAAGCAGAACAAAAGCGCAGAGCUAGAUGGAUACCGCCUAUCAAUGAAUUAUGGGCGCUGCUCUUCGGCGGAGCGGGCAACAGCAAAGGACCAUUGCUGCUAUUCAUGAUAUCUGUAUUGGUGUGGGGAUACCCGAUGUACUUGUUGAAAUGCAUUCCGUUGACGUGGAACCUCCUGCGCGGUAGUCACUACUGUUUCAUUUACUGGAACAUUCUUAUGUGGAUAUCGUGGGUCGUCGCUAACAGGAGAGAUCCCGGCUACGUGCCGCAGAACAGCGAUACUUACUAUAGAGCGAUAAAACAGAUUCCAUAUUUCGACAAGUGGAAGAAGCGAAACGUCUUGCUGUCGCGUCUGUGUCACAGUUGUAGAUGUUUCAGACCGCUUCGAGCUAAGCAUUGCAGAAUUUGCAACAGAUGCGUCACGUAUUUCGAUCACCACUGUCCCUUCAUAUAUAAUUGCGUCGGCCUGAGGAACAGAAUGUGGUUCUUCCUGUUCGUGAUGUGCGUGGCAAUAAACUGCUCUUUCACCUUGUACUUUGCGUGCUACUGCAUUGCGAUCGAGGGAAUUCAGCUGCUGUAUGUCCUCGGUGUUUUAGAGGCUCUCGUUUUCUGCGGACUUGGCUGGAUUCUAACGUGUACUUCGGUCCUACACGCCUGCAUGAAUCUAACUACCAACGAAAUGUUCAAUUACAAGAGAUAUUCAUACCUGAGGGACAAGAGAGGUAAAUAUCUAAAUCCCUUCAGUCGUGGGCCCGUGCUUAACUUCAUCGAGUUUUUCCUCUGCCCUCCGGAUCAUCAAACAAACGAUCUUCAGCAUUAUCACAUUCUCUCGGAAGAUGUCAUGUAACACAAACGACACAUGGAUCUCCGAGUGAUUUACUUUUCACGCACUUUCGCAGCCAAGCGUAAUCACUGAGUACAUGACAACGAUACAAAUGAUUAUUUUUCCAAAUUAUUAGGAUCUUGAAUAAGUUCUCGCUGAUCAUGAAAAUUAAUGCUUUAUUUAAAAAAAGUAAAAAACAUGUCACUGAAA